AUGCGCCAGCCAAAUCCACCUGUACAGGGAGAAUCAUCAAAUUACUACCAUAGAUUGCCUCCUAUUCCUUCAAACGCGCCCCCAGUUUUCCAUCCACCGCCUCCGUUGCUGAACCAUCAUUCCGAUGGCUCGCCCAAGCCCCCCGUGCCAGCAAGACCACCCCACCCAGACGCCUUUCAGAGACCAUUAUCUGCUCAAGGACUUGUCACAGGCGAAUCUAGCCCCUUUCCUGUGCCGCCACCACCUCCUCCUUUGCCGCCUCGAGUGGGGCAGGCGGUGACCCCGCCAGCUACCCUUGGUCAGAAUCCAAAUCAAGGGUUAUACGUGGAACAUGCACUCCAACGGCCGCUCUCUCAAAUGAACCUCAACGGCACGAUGUAUCCGCAUCCUACCACAGCCUUCGAUCUCCAGCGACAGGGAUAUAUGCGCCAAGAGGAAGAGAGGAAAAUGUUCGAAGAAAUCCGGUUGGAAAAAGAACGACUCAGAAUGCAACGAGAAGAGCUUGAACGUCAGCAAGUCGAAAUUGAACGACAAAAGCGCGAGGAGGAGAAUCGGCGCCUCGAAGCUGAAAGGAUCGAACGCGAGAGAAUAGAAGCACAGGCGCGGGAGGAGGCUGAACGACGGGAACGCGAGCUCCGAGAGCGCUGGGCAGAAGAGGAAAGAGCCCGACGAGCAAAAUGGGAGGAAGAAGAACGUAAAAGGAUUGAGGAAGAGCGCGCGAGGUGGCUUGCAGAGGAAAUCGAACAGAACAAACGUCUACAGCGCGAACUCGAGGACGCACGAUUGGCUGCGGAAAUGUCGUUGCAAGCAGAGAGGGAAAGAAUAGCGGCGGAAGAGCGCGAAAAACGACUGGAGGAAGAAACGAAAGCAGCGAUCGCUGCUAUGGAAGCGAAAGAAAAGGCUGAACGAGAAGAGGCGCGGCGCAUUCGCGAGGAAAAGGACGCGGCCAUGGCGCGCCAGAUGCAAGAGGAAUCUGCAAAUACUACAGGCAAUGCAAAUCCACCGACCAGUGCACAUCAAACGCCUCAACGAGUAAACGGAGAUCUUCCCCUUUAUGACGACCCGCAAGCGGUUGCUGUAAAUCCCAUCAGCUCUCAAACACCGCCGCCACAUCACCUCAACCCACCAAUUCACGCUCAACAAUCGGUGCAUGCACCAGUUCAUGCAGCGCAUCCACCGCCAAUGCGUCCUCACGCAAACACAGUCCAUGCUAUCUCGCCCCCGCUGGUCCAUCCGCCACCACCCGAACAUGUUCAACGACCGCCUAUGCACGUAAACGUGCCAGGACAGAUGAACCAACCGAUGAGCCACCUUAUGAACCAAAGUCCAAUUCAUCAUCCCAUGAUGGGACAACCAGAGCAUCCUCCCUUCCACGCAAUGAUGCCACCUCAGCUCAGCAAUCAAAACGCUGGACCAAGUCAACCCUACCGCAAUCACUUCUUCCCUUCACAGAACGAAGAGCCUCCUAUAGCCCACCCCCCAGUCCAUCCAAACCCCGCUCAAAGUCGUCCACAGCGUACCCCGAACAAGCUCGUACGCCAAUCGAAUUCUGUCGGUGGCGGUAAUCCUAACAGGACAUCAUAUGCUCCCAACAAGCAUCACGUAGUAGCACCGCCCGGACCUUCACAUUCGCCAUCUGGCUCAGGACACUUUACUUCCUCUCCGAGUGGUAGCCGACCCAGCACUUCGACCGCCAUGGAACGUCCAAUCGGCGAGCAUGACUCGUCGCCGGGCGCAGGUCCUUCUACAAGCGCCGUUCCAUUAUCUGCACCUAUGCAUAUCCCCCCGGUCGUUCAUCCACCCGGGAUCCAAAUCCCGUCCGACCCGCUCGCAGGAAUAUUGCAUGGGUUCGGUAGACCUGUCAUUCGGCAGCAGCCACUGCCCGCGCCUACUCCUAUUGAAGACGUGAUUACUCUAAAUCCGGAACCAGCACCACCGUUCUACAUCGUAGCACACACCUGGAAGAAUCUAGUGAAGUUUAUUGCUGGACAGAGCGCAACUCGUAUCGAACCUUCGCCCGCCGCACUGGCGAGGGAGAAGCGUGGCCCUCCAAAUUUGCGACUGGUGCUCCACUUUGUAAAGAUGCCUACCGGAGACUGGCGGAUUAUUCUGUACAUGGCAGUUCAGAGCAUUAGCCCUCCUCCAGAAGACUACCCGAUAACGGAUACGUCCGUCGUACCUUGGCUUUUCCCGGCCCCUGAACCUGGUCGACCAUUGGAGAAUCUGCCAGAGACACAAAUUUAUUCAAUUCCUACAAAGCCAUUACCCGUCUUGCCUCUCUCUUUACCCCAUUUGGCACCAUAUCUCAACGCUGCUCUUGCGGAAUCCGCCCGCUCGAAUGAUUCCAGAGCCAGGCUACAAAAACUGGUCCAGGCCAGCGUGGUGGCUACACCGACUUCACUCAUAAGGAAUCCAUUCGGAUCAGCAAUGGGAAGCGCCUCAUCUUCGCAUGGAUCAGUGCACCAAGACCACGAACUGCCGGGAGGUCCGAUCAGGAUGGUGGACUCAUCGUCCGGCGGUCAUAGAAAAGGGUUCAUCACUAGAAUCUUCAGGCCUAAAUCCUCGAGUAAUGCUGGAAAGAGCGUCAACAAUGACACAUACGAUCUCGUUACGCCAUUUAGUCUUGGAGACUACGCUUGA
This is a messenger RNA of Serendipita indica DSM 11827, 2640 nucleotides long. The record is from the annotation of a GenBank genome assembly. Lineage: Eukaryota; Fungi; Basidiomycota; Agaricomycetes; Sebacinales; Serendipitaceae.